AUGUGUCUGGGGGCCGCCCCAUGGGGCAGGUGCAGGGGCGGAGGCGGCCCCCUGCCGCGGUCGCACCAGGAGAGCGCCCGGGUCGAGCUACACCCGAGGGCCGGUCCCAAGGAGGAAGAUAGCGUGGGCGAGCUGCCCCGGCCUCGCAAUGGCUUCCAGGCCCCCCGGCCGCCUGGGGGUGGGGGCAAAAGGAGGAACAGCUGCAACGUGGGCGGUGGAGGCUUCAAGCACCCGGCCUCCAAGCGUCGCCGUCGGGUCAACUCCGAGUGCGACCCGGUUCUGCCCUCUGAGUUCCUGCUGGGGGGCAACAUCUUCGACCCCCUGAAUCUCAACAGUCUCCUGGAUGAGGAAGUGAACCAGGCCCUCAAUGCAGAGACCCCCAAGUCAUCGCCGCUGCCUGCCAAGGGCCGCGAUCCAGUGGAAAUCCUCAUCCCCAAGGACAUUACGGACCCACUGAGUCUCAAUGCCCAGGAUAGCGAUGCAGCCCUUGUGCUGGCUGCACCCUUCAAGUCGGGCCGAAAGCGCCACCGUCAUCGGGGGCAGCAGCGGGGGGGUGGUGGUGGUGGUGGUGGGGACUGCAAGCAGGCAACCUGCAAGUCAUGUGGGGCCAAUGGGGCCUGUCCCACCCCACAGCCCUAUGAACUCAACACGGCCAUCAACUGUAGAGAUGAGGUGGUCUCUCCACUGCUCCCCCUCGCUGCAGAGCAGCAGCCAGGAGUGGGCUGUGUCACCCCCUCCUGUUCCUCUGGCAGCAGCCGCCACCGCAAGCGGCGCAGGACUUGCAGCAAAUCGGAGGCAGCUGGGGGUGCCAAGCAGACGCUGCCUCCCCACACACUGGUGGCCAGCAAAGGUGGGGGCCAGGCAGGGAAGAGUAGCCCAGAAAAGGGGAAAGGCGCUGGGAGACAACAGGCACCCAUGUCCAAGCGCAGGAGACAACACAGAAAAUUCCAGUUGGGCAACUACUGCAAAUACUAUGGCUACCGUAACCCCAACUGUGAGGAUGGCCGGCUGCGGGUCAUGAAGCCUGAAUGGUUCCAGGGCAAAGAGGUGCUGGACUUGGGCUGCAACGUAGGGCACCUCACCCUCAGCAUUGCCAAGAAGUGGAAACCUGCCCGGGUGGUGGGCCUGGACAUUGAUGGAGCCCUGAUACACUCGGCCCGCCAGAACAUUCGCCACUACCUGUCCGAAGAGAUCCAGCAACGGCAGGAGGAAGAGGAGGGGGCAGAGGGAGCUGGCCCCAAGAGGAGAAGAAGCUGCUUCCCUGCCUCACUGACAGCUAGCAGGGGACCCAUUGCUGCCCCCCGGGUGCCCCAGGACGGGGCAGCUGCUGACUUCCCUGACAACGUGAUCUUUGUCCGGGGUAACUAUGUGCUGGAGCGGGACGAGCUGCUGGCGACGCAGAAUGCUGAGUAUGACGUGGUUUUGUGUCUCAGCCUCACCAAGUGGGUGCACCUCAACUGGGGAGAUGAGGGCCUGAAGCGACUGUUCAAGCGCAUCUACCGCCACCUGCGGCCUGGUGGCAUCCUGCUGCUGGAGCCACAGCCAUGGUCCUCCUAUGGCAAGCGCAAGAACCUGACGGAAACCAUCUACAGAAACUACUACCGCAUCAAGCUGAAACCUGAUCAGUUCACCUCUUACCUGACCUCCCCUGAGGUUGGCUUCUCCAGCUGCGAGCUAGUGGCCAGGCCACACAACAGCUCCAGAGGGUUCCAGCGCCCUGUCUAUCUCCUACACAAAGGCCGGCCCACCAGCCACUGAGAUACAGGGGAAGAAGAGGAUGAUGCACAGGACUGGAUGCCCCUUUUGCAUUUGGAGGACAGCUGGGCUGAGCCCAUCCAAUGUGGGGGUUAUAGGUCACUGUGGCCUGAGAUUAGCAGACACUGAACAUUACCCGCUUUCUAUACCAGAGGUGCCUGCAGGCACGUGGCCCCUCCAUGCAACCGAAUUUGUGGGGUGAGAGACUGUUCCCUCUGGAUGCUACUUAGCACUGCAGCCUGGUGCAGACCUUGGAUGGGGAUGGGGAAGGGAUUGUAGGCUGGGCUGUAGCUGCCCCCAUGCUGAAUUCUCAGUGCCCUCACCCCACUAUCAACUCCCAGCUGAAGGCUGGGGCUGCUAAUCCCUACCCCUCCCUGAGCUCAGUGCAUGGGGGGAGUUAAGUAAAAAUAGUAACAACAAUUUUCUCUUCCCUCUCCCCCGUUAAGGCAAGAAG
Messenger RNA from Pelodiscus sinensis (Chinese soft-shelled turtle), 2209 nucleotides. RefSeq names its product methylphosphate capping enzyme (gene MEPCE). The record is from RefSeq and is a predicted model, not a curated record. Gene Ontology annotation, biological process: snRNA modification. Gene Ontology annotation, molecular function: snRNA binding; O-methyltransferase activity; RNA methyltransferase activity. NCBI's taxonomy places the organism in Eukaryota, Metazoa, Chordata, Testudines, Trionychidae.